Messenger RNA from Pelobates fuscus (common spadefoot toad), 4181 nucleotides. RefSeq names its product ArfGAP with SH3 domain, ankyrin repeat and PH domain 2 (gene ASAP2). Gene Ontology annotation, molecular function: GTPase activator activity; protein binding. The transcript has 28 exons. NCBI's taxonomy places the organism in Eukaryota, Metazoa, Chordata, Amphibia, Anura, Pelobatidae. Gene Ontology annotation, cellular component: cytoplasm. The record is from RefSeq and is a predicted model, not a curated record. Gene Ontology annotation, biological process: positive regulation of GTPase activity. Bases 521 to 3601 code for a protein of 1026 amino acids.
GUGGUGACUCUGGGUAGGAGGAGUGCUGACUCUGGGAGGUGCACUCAGCAGCCACUGCCCUGCUCAGUGGAUCCUGGACUCAUGGAGCGGCUGCUCUUGCUGCUGGGGGUGCAGCCCGGGCACAUUUGAUCGCUGCUGUCACCUUUAUUGUCCCCUGUGUAUUUGUAGUGUGCACCCUGCUCCCCUGCCUGGCAUUGCUGUGUGUGAGCAUUGUGUGCUCCAGCUUGGCAGUGCUUGAGCUCCCCAGCCUGGCAGUGCCCUGUGCUCCCCAGCCUGGCAGUGCCAUAAGCUCCCCAGCCUUGCAGUGCCCUGCACUCCUCACCCUGGCAGUGCCCUAAGCUCCCCAGCCUGGCAUUUCCCUGAGCUCCCUGCCUUUGUUGUGUCUUUGUGUAGUGCUGAGAUUGCAUGCUGUACACGGUCUGCUCUGUUUUGUCCUCAUUGUGGGAGUUGUGUAGUGUUGUAUCUGUAAGUGUGUGUGUGUGGCCCCUUCCACUGUAACCUGCUCCUCUCACCCAUCACCAUGCCGGAUCUGAUCAGUGUGUCGGAAUUUGUAUCUGAGACCAAUGAGGAUUACAAGUCUCCCACUGCGUCCAACUUUACAACCAAACUGAGCCAAUGCAGGAACACGGUGACAGCCAUAGAAGAGGCUCUUGAUGUGGAUCGCAACAUCCUCUACAAAAUGAAGAAAUCUGUGAAAGCCAUUAACACAUCUGGUCUGGCACAUGUAGAAAAUGAAGAGCAGUACACCCAAGCACUGGAAAAAUUUGGAGGGAACUGUGUCUGUAGAGAUGAUCCCGACCUGGGCACAGCCUUUCUGAAAUUCUCUGUUUUUACCAAGGAACUAACUGCACUUUUCAAGAAUCUGGUCCAGAAUAUGAAUAAUAUUAUAACAUUCCCGUUAGACAGCUUGCUGAAAGGAGACCUGAAGGGAGUAAAAGGGGAUUUGAAAAAACCUUUUGAUAAAGCAUGGAAAGACUAUGAAACUAAAGUGACCAAAAUAGAAAAGGAAAAAAAGGAGCACGCCAAACUUCACGGGAUGAUCCGCACUGAGAUUAGCGGGGCUGAAAUUGCUGAGGAAAUGGAGAAAGAAAGACGCUUCUUCCAGCUACAGAUGUGUGAGUACCUGCUGAAAGUGAAUGAAAUAAAGAUCAAAAAAGGAGUUGAUCUACUGCAAAACUUAAUUAAGUACUUCCACGCGCAAUGCAACUUUUUCCAGGAUGGUUUGAAAGCUGUUGAAAGCCUGAAGCCCUCCAUUGAGAAACUUUCAGUCGAUCUACACACGAUCAAGCAGGUCCAAGAUGAAGAAAGGAAACAGCUGAGUCAGCUUCGAGAUAUCCUAAAAACAGCGCUGCAAGUCGAACACAAGGAGGAUUCACAGGUCCGCCAGAGUGCAGCCUACAGCUUACAUCAACCUCAGGGCAACAAGGAGCAUGGCACAGAGAGAAAUGGCUACCUGUACAAGAAGAGUGAUGGAUUAAGAAAAGUUUGGCAGAAGAGGAAAUGCUCUGUUAAACACGGUUAUCUAACAAUAUCCCAUGGCACAGCCAACAUCCCCCCUGCAAAACUGAAUCUGCUAACCUGCCAAGUAAAAACUAACCCAGAAGAGAAGAAGAAUUUUGAUCUCAUCUCUCAUGAUCGGACAUAUCAUUUUCAAGCAGAAGAUGAGCAAGAGUGUCAAAUAUGGAUGUCCGUGCUCCAGAACAGCAAAGAAGAAGCCCUAAACAAUGCCUUCAAAGGAGACCACAGCACCGGAGAAAACAACAUUGUCCAAGAACUCACCAAGGAGAUUAUAUCAGACAUCCAGAGAAUGCCAGGCAACGACGUGUGCUGUGACUGCGGGGCAUCAGAACCUACUUGGCUUUCAACAAAUUUGGGCAUAUUAACCUGUAUUGAGUGCUCAGGGAUUCAUCGGGAACUCGGAGUGCAUUACUCCCGAAUACAGUCGCUCACACUGGAUGUCUUGGGGACCUCAGAACUUUUGCUUGCCAAAAACAUUGGUAACUCUGGAUUUAAUGAGAUUAUGGAGAUCUGUCUACCUGUUGAUGACUCGGUGAAACCUUCUCCUAGUAGUGAUAUGAAUGCAAGAAAGGACUACAUAACCGCAAAGUACAUAGAAAGAAAGUACGCGAAGAAGAAAUAUAUUGACAAUUCAUCAAAACUGCACGGUCUAUGUGAAGCAGUCAAAGCAAGAGACAUUUAUUCACUGGUGCAGCUGCAUUCCGAUGGUGUAGACCUCACAGAAACCAUUCCAUUAGCUAAUGGGCAUGAACAAGGGGAGACGGCCCUUCACCUUGCAGUCCGAUCUGUAGACCGCACUUCACUGCACAUAGUAGAUUUUCUGGUACAAAACAGUGGUAACCUGGACAGGCAGACUGCGAAAGGCAGCACAGCACUUCAUUACUGCUGCUUAACGGACAACGCGGAGUGCCUUAAACUACUGCUCAGAGGAAAAGCUUCCAUAGAAAUUGCCAAUGAAGCAGGAGAAACUCCGAUGGACAUAGCCAAGCGACUGAAGCAUACACAGUGUGAAGACUUGCUCAUGCAAGCAUUGACGGGCAGAUUUAAUGCUCACGUCCACGUGGAGUAUGAGUGGAGGCUGCAUAACAUGAAUCUGGAUGAAAGCGAUGAUGAUGUUGAUGAAAAGAUGCAGCAGCCAAGCCCAAAUCGCAAGGAUGACCGACCUAUCAGCUUCUACCAAAUUGGACCAAACCCCAUGCAGCCCAGUGUUGCAUGCUUAGCCAGGGAUGUAGCCAAUGUUGCUAAGAACAAGCAAACGUUCAUGCCCAGUCUGCUGCAGAAUGACACCUACGGAGCGGUACUUAAUAACAACAAUUCCCCAGUAAAUACAGUGCCUCCACCUACGACCAGCGCCCCUCCUUUACCCCCAAGGAACAUUGGCAAAGUCCAUUCGACUAUUUUUGGCAGUAGUAUACACUCCUCCACUACCCCAGCUUGGAAAGUUAAUACAGCUGGACAUGAAUUUGGCAGCAGACAGAGGUCCUCAUCUGAUCCGCCAGCUAUUCAGCCGCCCGUGCCACCAAUACGUAUAACUUCCUCCGCCACAAAUCCUCCUCCGCCUCCAGUUGCAAAGACUGCCAGCGUCAUAGAAGCAUUAAACCAGCACUCUAAACAGAGCUCUGCGCCUCCAAUACCCCAGAACAAGCCCGUUCCUCCCCCAGUCCCACCACAACCCACCAACCGCUUGAUACCAAAAAAGCAUGUGCCUGCGAUAGAAAAACCUCCCGCAAUGACAAAGGCUCCACCUGUAGGUCCAGCAGCAACACAACCUCCAGUCACAACAGCUGAGCCAUCACCAGACCCUGCACCUCUCAAGCCAGGACCUAAAGGCAGCAGCACAGCUCCUACACAAGCUCCUGCACCCAUGCCUCGGAGAUCACAGCUGGCAAAAGUGAAGCCAAAGCGGGUGAAGGCGAUAUAUAAUUGCUCGGCUGACAAUCCAGAUGAGUUAACAUUUUUAGAGGGAGAGAUCAUAGUGGUGGAUGGAGAAGAAGACCAGGAGUGGUGGAUUGGGCAUAUUGAGAGUGAGCCGACACGAAGAGGAGCAUUUCCCGUGUCGUUUGUGCACUUUUUUACAGAAUAACCACUAGCAAACCUCCCUCCAUCAUUCUCUCCACGGGACCUCUAGCCAAACAGAAGACCUCUGCAGAGAUGUAAUGGUAACGGGAUCCGCAAACCACCAAAUCGAUGCCACAAAUGUCAGUGAAUCUACAUUGUAGCUACAACCACUCCUUUUUCUACCAAUGGGAAAGAAAGACAUAAGACUCAUAAUGUUUUAUUAGGACAACUGUAUAACUUGUAUAUUUAUUUUUCUUCAAAGGAAGAUUCUUACCAAUCGGAUGUAGAUAUUCAUGUUGAACACUAGAGAUCUUUCCAGCCUUCUAAUACACCAAGGAUUUUUGUACCACGCUGGCUUUAUAUGACCAAUGGUUUAUUAAUGGUGUCCUAUUCUAUGUUAGCUGGAGACAGGGGUACAUUGCAGGGCAAUGUACUGCUCGCUCUCCCUCAGUUUAGCGGGGUCUAUUACCUUUUGGGACAUACUAUUGUUUGUUUGUUUGUUUGUUUGUUUUCUGGUUAGUAAAUUAACGCUACAUUUUUAUAUAGAGCUAAUCAUUCCAAUCUUUUGUGAUCUUCUAAUAAAUAACCAGAUGAAUGGAAAUAAA